This is a messenger RNA of Myxocyprinus asiaticus (Chinese sucker), 3765 nucleotides long. RefSeq names its product palmitoyltransferase ZDHHC18-A-like. The coding region runs from base 870 to 2270 and encodes 466 amino acids. The record is from RefSeq and is a predicted model, not a curated record. Gene Ontology annotation, cellular component: Golgi apparatus; endoplasmic reticulum. Gene Ontology annotation, biological process: peptidyl-L-cysteine S-palmitoylation; protein targeting to membrane. Lineage: Eukaryota; Metazoa; Chordata; Actinopteri; Cypriniformes; Catostomidae. Gene Ontology annotation, molecular function: protein-cysteine S-palmitoyltransferase activity. The transcript has 9 exons.
GUGAUCCUGUGGUAGGGAAGUGAAGUGAUUGCCCAGAGGUAAAUAUUAAUGUGCCUUAACGGUCGUUGAACGGGGCACUUUUCAGCUCAAAACAACAUGACCUAAACGUAUUUUAAAUACUCGAUGGAUCAAAAACGGCGGGACAAAUAAAAACCUACAGCAGACCGACGGUUGGGCAGCGCGUGACGUGGAGUGUCGUUUGAAUGUCGGCCAAGCAGCGCGAGAGGAGGCACGUCGCCUGAGUUUAUUGUUCAACUGUGUGAUGAUGGUUAAGCACGAGAUGAAGAAUGUCGUUUAAAUGACGGAUGGACAUCGCGAGGACUUAAAUGUCGUCUGAGUGACACUGAAGCCGCGCGAGAUGAGUUGACUGUCUAGUCAACAAUUGAACAUUAUUAGCUUAGCUUUCUGAGUUGACGGUGUUAUUUUGGACGACUCCUGUUGUUAUAAAGCUCGAAAACAACAGCAGGUCAUGACAAUAUAAUAACAUCGUCAGUAUAAUCAUUAUUUGGGAUGUUUCGGGGGAAACUGAUGUUUUGAGAAACAUACAUAGUUGUAUUUCAACUUUUAACUUUUGUGAACUGAUGUGUUGCCAUUUUACCAUCCGUAAUAUAAGUCAUUUUGGGACAUUACAUUUGACAACAUCUUGUUGGAAUGUCGGAACAUUUUGUUUAGGAAAAGCAACAAUCGGACUAUCUAGGAAAAGUAUUUUGCCUCAUCUGUGAUCAGACCAAAUUAGGGCUUGGUUUGUAACAAGUUAACUAAAUCUGUUUGUGAGGUUACAUUUCUGCUCCAAUCAGGAGCUGCUGUCUGUGUAUACACAGGAUAGUGUGUCUGUAUUCUCCUUCCUCUGUUCUCUAAAUUUCCUUAAAAUGAAAAACUGUGAGUAUCAACAAAUAGACCCCCGAGCACUCGGAGCAUCCACCACUCCGACCUCCACCCUGCCAUUUGGGAGGAAAGGCUCCCAAAGCCUCAGGAGGAAAUGGGAGGUUUUCCCUGGUAAAAAUCGCUUCUACUGUGAUGGACGUGUUAUGUUGGCCAGGCAGUGCGGUGUGCUCCCGCUGACCAUCAGCCUUAUUUUCAUCACCAGUGGCUUAUUUUUUACAUUUGAUUGCCCCUUUCUGGUGGACCACCUCACCGUCUUCAUUCCAGUGACUGCUGGGGUGUUAUUUGUAUUUGUGGUCAUCAGCCUCCUCCAGACCAGUUUUACAGACCCAGGGAUUUUACCAAGGGCUUUGGCAGAUGAGGCUGCAGACAUUGAGAGGCAAAUUGAUAAGUCUGGAUCCUCAACAUACCGUCCACCUCCUCGCACUAAAGAGAUCCUUAUAAAUGACCAGGUGGUCAAACUCAAGUACUGUUUCACCUGCAAGAUGUUCCGUCCACCUCGGACAUCCCACUGCAGCCUGUGUGACAACUGUGUGGAAAGGUUUGAUCACCACUGUCCUUGGGUGGGGAACUGUGUUGGGAAACGCAACUAUCGCUUUUUUUACACCUUCAUUGUUUCACUGUCCUUUCUGACCUCCUUCAUCUUUGGCUGUGUGAUCAGUCACCUCACUUUACGAUCGCAAGACAUGAAUAGUAUCAUCAAGGCAAUAGAGGAGAGCCCAGCCAGUAUUGUUGAGCUGGUCAUUUGCUGCCUCUCCAUCUGGUCGAUUCUGGGUCUGUCAGGUUUCCAUACUUACCUGGUGGCCACCAACCUCACAACCAAUGAAGAUAUCAAAGGCUCUUGGUCCAGUAAGAUAGGGGAAGAAUCAGGGAAUCCUUACAGCUAUAACAACAUUUCUACAAACUGCUGUGUGGUGCUUUGUGGGCCGAUGCCACCCAGCUUGAUUGAUAGAAGAGGCUUUUUGCCUCCUGAUGACACACCUCAAACAGUCACCUCUGAGACUGAGUUUCCUUCUUUCAUGGCCAAGAAUGACACAAAUAUGUGUGCACAGGGCACAAAGGAGUUUUUAGAAACUGUGGUGCACUCCUCUGAGAUCCAGAGCACCUGUACUCCAGGCACACCCAAAAACACCCUGGUGAUCCAAGAGAGUCUGCUCAGCACCGUCUCCAUCACUGUCUCUGCCCCCAGCAGGCCUCCCUUUACUGGCUGCUCAGGCCGUCAGGCCCGACGCCCCAUAGAUAUGCCCUGCCCCCAGAGAGGGAGCAAACAGGCUGCUCUCCACGCCCAUAAACCCUUGUUGCAUCUACCCAGCCCCCCGUACUCCUUCAGUCACAGUCCGCUCAUUCUUAGUGAUGCUCCCAACAUGGGCUUUAUCCCACUGCACUGAGCGCAGGGUCACUGCCACCAGCAGCAUUGCGCAUAUAUUCUCUUCUCUGUCACUCACCACUCUGAAAACAGCAUCACACUGUUUUAAGGAACUGUGAUAAAUAAAACUCAGGAUCUUCUCAGGAAAUAUGCCAUAAUUCGACAAACGAGAAUACACCUGCUUUGAACAUAAGGCUGUCCAACAGUUGGUAUCUUUUUGCAUUGCAGACGAGUUUCAAGAUUUGUUUCCUUAAGCAUCAGCGGGAAACACAAUACAUCUUUCCAGAAGAUGGCCUUUUUUUUUUUUUUUUUGUCCUUUUGCACAAGAUUGAAACAUUGAGCUAUUUUUCAGGCUUUUUGAAUCUUAGACCUAAUGCAAUAUUUAUAUGAUUUGAAAGGUUAUUUUGGUCUGAGAAAGCCUUACUUCAAGUCACCAGACAUUUGUCUUUUGUUUAUUUUUGUGAUGUUGUAGACCUCUUGCGAUUUUAAAUAAUUUGUCUAAAUUAUUCACAUCUACAGGGAAGUAGAUAGAAUGGCGAUUUACGAAGGGGUUGUGGACUGCUCAAAGGAAUAGUUCACCCAAAAUUGAUAAUUCACUCACUUUUAUGCUGUCUCAAAUUCAUAUAAUUUUCUUUCUUCUGUGGAACAUAAUCCAUAUGACUCGAGUGGUUUAAUCCAUGUUAAUAGUUGUUUUUUGGUGAGAAACAGACCAAAAUGUAACUCCUUUUUCACUAUAAAUCUUGACAUCUGCAGUCUUCUAAGUGCGAUCAUGAUUUGAAGCUUGAUCACAUUGAAAGUUUUGGACCUCAUUGACUUGCAUUGGCUGAUUGUGAAUAGGGAAUUACUACAAUGGCAUUUGUAACUUAAAACUUGAUUUUGAACGAUGCUGCAUCUACUCCAUUAGGUGUCACCGUAAAUCCAAGAUUACACGAUCGAAAAGAAAAAAAAAAUUUCCACAGAAGAAAAAGUCAUUCAAGUUUGAGAUGGCAUAAGGGGAAGUAAAUAAUGAGAGAAUUAUAAUUUCUGGGUGAAGUAUUAUUGUAUGUACGUUACACACUGUUACUGUUGGUCAGGAGUAAUUUACCUGUACUCACUAACGCUUUCAGUGAAUUAACAUAUUUCUGUUUGUUGUGUGUCCUUUUAGUAUUUCUUACUUUUCAUUAGUGGGUCAAGUAUGUUAGGAUUUAUUAUUGUUAAUAAAGUGUUGUUUUUUUAAGCUUGAGAGAAAAGCUGUUGUAACUAAAACCUUUUUGCCUUGAGAUAUGUUAAAUCAGUUAUAUCAUAUAAUUGUUAUUAAAUGAGAGUCUGGCACUGUAAUUAAUUUGACAGUUUAAGUUUCAGAGAUGUCUUGCACAUUUAACUGAGAACUAGACCUUAUUGAAGUUUGUCACUGCCAGUGUUGGAAGGAAAUUAAAAUAAUGUAUUACUUGUGUUUUUGUCCUUCUUUCAAGAUAAGACUGUUUAAUUAGGAGCAAGUUAAAGUCCAUAAAGUAAUAAACAAAUGUCCUUUUCACUUA